AUGGCAAUGCAUAUCCGUAAGGCACAAGAGGGUGGAAGGCCUACGAUACCUAAGCUCAUUGAGAAGCCAUAUAAAUGCGCUACUUCCCUCCUCGUUUACAGAAUCCUAACCUUUCACAACAAGAACUAUCAAAUACAGAUGGAGGGAAUUGAGGACUUUGAUCAGGCAGCAGCAGGAGAUCAUUCAGAAGUAGCUGAAAGUUUUGCCUGUCUAGAUGACGAUCAACAGCAGCAGCAGCUUCAACAAAUUCCGAGGAGGAAGAAGAAGAAGGGCGGCAAGAAUACAACAACUAAGAGGUUCAGUGAUGAACAGGUGAGGUCACUAGAGUCAAUGUUUGAGUCAGAGACAAAGCUGGAGUCAAGAAAGAAGAUGCAACUAGCAAGAGAACUUGGGCUGCAACCCCGUCAGGUUGCUAUAUGGUUUCAGAACAGAAGAGCUAGAUGGAAGACAAAGCAGAUUGAGCAAGAGUACAAGACUUUGAAAGCUAAUUAUGACAACUUAGCUUCAAGUUACGAGUCCUUGAAGAACGAAAGAGAGUCCUUAGUCUCACAGUUGCAGAAGCUGAGUGAUCUGCUUGGCCACCCUUACGUAUGCGACGGAGGCCUUGCUUCAGUACUUCACGAGGGAAACCCCAAGUUGGAGGCUGAAACACAGCAAGGACUAGACAACACUGUAAUCCCCAACAUGUGUGAGGAUAAGAGCAGGGAAAAUGGGGAUGAAGGGCAAGGAUUUCUCAACAGGGGAUCAUCCGAAUACAGUGAUGAGACAUUAGCGUCAGUCUAUGAGAAGUUGUACAGUUCUGAUUCAGGGGGCCAGUUGGAUCUAUCAUGGAGCAGUGCACAUUGGUUUAAUUUCUGGACUUGA
Messenger RNA from Dovyalis caffra, 864 nucleotides. The record is from the annotation of a GenBank genome assembly. NCBI's taxonomy places the organism in Eukaryota, Viridiplantae, Streptophyta, Magnoliopsida, Malpighiales, Salicaceae.